GCAGUGCUGCAGCCCGAUUGGACAACGCGAGGCGGAGUGGGAGGAGCCAGGCCGAACACCACGGCCGCUCCGCUCUUUCUCUCCGCUUUGCUCGUUGAACUCCCGCAGGCUCCGCGGCUCCUCUCUCUCCAAACAAUCCCAAACUACCAACUUUUCUUCCCCUCUUUUUCGUUGGUUUUUGUUUUGAAACACCAGCAAAUCUGCGCGUUCACACCGGAAGCUUGCGACGACACGACAAAUGGCUCAACCGAUCCCCGCCCGGUCUUCACGGUGCGACGCCGUCCCGAAGCGCGGCUGCGUCUAAAUUGUGCCACACAACUUCACACAAAUCCACCGCGGAACAAGUUCGAACCGAGGGAAAGGGAUCCGGAUCAGCUGUGCGUCUCUACAGGUCAACGUCAAGAUGUCUGUCAGUAACCACGAAAACAGAAAGUCUCGCUCCAGUUCCGGCUCCAUGAACAUCCACCUUUUCCAUAAGACGACGCACGCCGACAGUCUGCUGACGCAGCUCAACCUGUUGCGCAAGCGAAAAGUCUUCACCGAUGUCGUCCUGAAGGCCGGGAACCGGUCCUUCCCCUGCCACCGGGCCGUGCUGGCCUCCUGCAGCCGAUACUUUGAGGCCAUGUUCAGUAUCGGGCUCCGGGAGAGUCUUGACGGCGAUGUCGACUUCCACGACUCUCUGCACCCAGAGGUGCUGGAGCUCUUGCUCGACUACGCCUACUCGGCCCGCAUCCUCAUCAACGAAGAAAAUGCGGAGUCGCUCCUGGAGGCCGGCGACAUGCUUCAGUUUCACGACAUCCGGGACGCCGCGGCCGAGUUCCUGGAAAAGAACCUUCACCAGUCCAACUGUCUGGGGAUGAUGCUGCUGUCGGACGCCCAUCAGUGCCAGAGGCUGUACGAGCUGUCGUGGAGGAUGUGCCUGGCGGACUUUGCUACUCUCUUCAGGACCGAGGACUUCCUCAGCCUGCCCAGAGACAAAGUCAAGGAGCUGAUCCUCAGCGAGGAACUGGAGGUGGAGGACGAGAGCCUGGUGUACGAGGCGGUUAUCGACUGGGUCAAGGCCGACAUGGAGCACAGGCACAGCGAGCUGCCCGACCUGCUGCGCUGUGUCCGCCUGGCGCUGCUCCCCGAGUCGUACCUGCUGAAGAACGUCGCGUCGGAGGAGCUCGUGAUGUGCCACAAGGUGGGACGGGAGAUCGUCGAAGACGCGGUGCGGUGCAAGAUGAGGAUCCUCCAGAACGACGGCAUUGUAACGGGUUUCUGUGCCAGGCCGAGGAAAGUUAGCCAGGCCCUGCUGCUGCUGGGAGGACAGACCUUCAUGUGUGAUAAAGUCUACAUGAUCGACAACAAGACCAAGGAGAUCACCCCCAAAACGGACAUCCCCAGCCCCAGGAAAGAAUGCAGCGCCUGUGCCAUCGGUUGCAAGGUUUACGUCACCGGUGGUCGCGGCUCCGAAAACGGGGCCUCCAAGGAUGUCUGGGUCUACGACACGUUACACGACGAGUGGUCCAAAGCGUCACCGAUGAUGGUGGCCAGGUUCGGGCACGGCUCCGCGGAGCUCGACCACAUGCUGUACGUCGUCGGAGGACACACGUCUCUCGCGGGCUCGUUCCCCGCGUCGCCAUCCGUGUCCCUCAAGCAGGUGGAACAGUACGACCCCCAGACCAACAAAUGGGCGCUGGUGGCUCCGCUCAGGGAGGGGGUGAGCAACGCCGCUGUCGUCGGGGCCAAAAACAAACUCUUUGCCUUUGGGGGCACCAGUGUUAAUAGGGACAAAUACCCCAAAGUCCAGUGCUUUGACCCGUGCCAGAACCGGUGGUCCGUGCCGGCCGCCUGUCCCCAGCUGUGGCGCUACACGGCGGCGGCGGUGGUCGGCAACCACGUCGUGGUGAUCGGCGGCGACACCGAAUUCUCCGCCAGCUCCGCCUACCGGUUCAACAGCGAGACGUACCAGUGGUCCAAGUUCGGCGACGUGACGGCCAAGCGGAUCAGCUGCCACGCGGUGGCGUCGGGAAACCGGCUCUAUGUGGUCGGGGGCUACUUUGGGGCCCAGCGGUGUAAGACGCUGGACUGUUACGAUCCCUCGUCGGACUCUUGGGAGAGCGUGACCAGCGUGCCCUACUCGCUCAUUCCCACCGCCUUCGUCAGCACGUGGAAGUACCUCUCGGCGUAGGGAGGAGCGCGUUCUUUGAGAUAAGCGGUGGCGUCUGGUAUGCAGGCUGAUUUCUCCCUUCACUGGCUGCACAGAAGAGGAGGAGGAGGAGGAGGAAGAAUUUGUGUAGUCCUGCUGUGGCGCCAUCCCGCCUGAAGCGAAGGCCCGAGUCCCCGAGUAAGAGACCUGGGAGACGGCGACUUCUUCCCGGCUGAUCCGUCAACUCGUCCCCUGCGUGAGACCUUCCCACGUAGCCACUAGCCUGAGCUGCACUGGUUGCCAUGUUCACUGCGGGGACCUCACACUCUCCGUCUAACGUGCCGAUACUAUGUGCGCUGGGAUUUCCAAACUUUUCCACCUCCUGGGGGCAAAGCUGCUGCAGUGAGUGUAAGAAGCCUGCUGUUACUGACGCACUACGUAAUGUAAAAUGUGCAUCGUCUCACUGCAAGAUUACAAGUUGCGAGUUGAGGGCUUGUUAGUGUCGCUGACUGACGUGUUGCUUUACAGUGAAGUGCAAAAUGCCGAUUCCUCAUUAUCUGGACGGAAUUAGACCUUUGCUUUGCCAGGCGGGUGGAGAAGGACAUUGAGGAAGUGUAUGAUUUUGUGCACAGAAACGAUCUUUCGGUCGGCAUUUUUAGCAUUUGGACUCGGGCUUCCCACAAUCUUGGCAAGUUGAAUCUGUGUCAUCCUCCUACACUUAAAAUACACGCUCGCAAGAGCAAAUGUGGCCCUUCGUGGCCGAAGGAACUUUUGUUUCAAGAUCUUAUUUGAUGCUAUAACUUUUUUGUUUUGUGUAUAUUGUGUCUCAGGGUUUGUUUUGUUUUUUUGUGUAUUCAUUCAAAGUAGAGUUCCUUCUGCUAACUUCUUUUCUUUUGAAUGUACCAUUUUGUGCUAAACCGUUUAACAUGGAUCUGUUAUUUUAGAUGAUUGUUUUGUCAAGUGUAAAAGUAUCUGUACGUUUAAUGGCAUCGGUUGUAUUUAUACAUAUGUAAUAUUGCCAAAACCCAAAUGGCUAAUCUUGGCCAUGAUGGAUUUAAAUAACAAACUGUGUCCAAAGUAGUAAGAAGUUCUCGCUAUAUCAUUUUUUUAUUGUAUAUUUCAGGAUUGUUAACAGAAGUCUUUUUUGUUAAUAGUUUGUAUUUGCUUUGUAACACAUUUGUAGACGCCUUUGAUUUGCACAUUUUGUACGAACGAAAACUCUUAAUGGUCUUAAUUUUGUACCUUUUGUCUUAACCCAGCCGGGGUAGUGUGAAUAAUCAGUGCAGCAAAUGAUCAAUUUGUUCCUCUUUGAACAAUCCUCAUUUGCCCUGCAGCUUUCCAAUAUAUCAAAUACACUGUUAUAUUAAGCUAUUACUGAUAAACCAUGUUCUACAGUUCACCACUCAAUAAAUAUCUUUAAAACAUAAAA
This is a messenger RNA of Gasterosteus aculeatus aculeatus (three-spined stickleback), 3560 nucleotides long. RefSeq names its product ectodermal-neural cortex 3 (gene enc3). Gene Ontology annotation, cellular component: cytoplasm; Cul3-RING ubiquitin ligase complex. Lineage: Eukaryota; Metazoa; Chordata; Actinopteri; Perciformes; Gasterosteidae. Gene Ontology annotation, molecular function: protein binding. Gene Ontology annotation, biological process: ubiquitin-dependent protein catabolic process. The record is from RefSeq and is a predicted model, not a curated record.